AUGGAGCUGCCGACAAAGCAUAUGAACUCCUUUUUGCUGGUUUUAAUUCUUCUCUCAUGCUUCAACUUGCUGGGUUUAGCAACAGCAAGCCAUGUAGUAAGAGGAAACGACACUGAUCAACAAGCCUUGCUACACUUCAAAUCCAAGAUAACUGGUGAUCCGCUCAAAAUUAUGGACUCCUGGAGUACUUCCAUUCAUUUCUGCCAGUGGCGUGGCGUUACAUGCGGUGGCCGUGAGCAUCAGAGAUUGAAUCUCACGGGGAAUAGCUUCUACAGUCAAAUUCCUCAAGAAGUCGGUCGUUUAAGAAGAUUGGAGCAACAACAGUUUGAGAGGGAGUAUCCCACCUCCUUUGGGAACUUGUCAUCCCUGCAGGAGCUCACUUUGUCGAUUAACGAGUUGACUGGGAUCCUACCCGAAGCUCUUGGACGACUAACAAAUCUUUCCUAUCUCACGGUAGGAUCAAAUGCAAUUUCUAGUGUUCUUCCUAUUUCAAUGUUCAAUCUCUCCAACCUUGGAGUAUUUGAUAUUACUGAGAACAAGAUUCAAGGCACUCUUUCUUCUCGCAUAGAAAUUAGCAUGCCAUAUGUUGAGUUCUUUUCAGUAGGAGGAAAUCAAAUAUCUGGGCAAAUCCCGAUUUCAAUAUCUAAUGCUACAAAUCUGAAUGCACUUCAAUUAGCGGGAAACAUGCUCAGCGGGAAUGUUCCAUCAUUAGAAAAUCUAGAUAAACUGUUCAGAUUAGCCUUGUUCCAAAACCAUUUGGGAUACGGGAAAGAUGGUGACUUUGACUUCCUCUGCACUUUGGUCAACAAUACCAUACUAGGAACUCUGUCUAUAGCCCAAAAUAAUUUUGGAGGGCUGUUUCCUGAAUGCAUUAGCAAUUUUUCUACCUCCAUUUUUCAUUUAUCAACGGAUCAGAACAAAAUAUGGGAGGAAUACCGAAUAGAAUUGGAAAUCUCAUCAACUAGGAGGCUCUGGGGGUAUCACGAAAUCAACUAUCAGGUUCUAUUCCCUUUGACAUUGGAAGGCUUCAUAAGCUCAAAGUUUAAUAAUCUUCAAGGGAAUAUUCCUUCAAGUCUAAGUAACUGUCAACAUUUGAUCCGACUAAGACUUGAUCGUAACAAUCAUAGUGGAUCAGUACCUCAUGAAGUACUUGGACUCUCAUCCUUGUCCAUUGUACUAGACUUGUCAUCAAACUAUAUGACUGGUGAACUUGUUGAAGAAGAAAAACUGAAAAAUCUAGAUAAAUUGGAUGUUUCUCAAAAUAGGUUAUUUGGUCUGCUCCCAAGCAGCCUUGGAAGCUGUGUAAGCCUUGAGUACCUGAUUUUGGAUGGAAAUUUGUUUGAAGGUCCCAUUCCUUCAUCUUUUAGUUGA
This is a messenger RNA of Hibiscus syriacus, 1371 nucleotides long. Its product is annotated as LRR receptor-like serine/threonine-protein kinase EFR. Lineage: Eukaryota; Viridiplantae; Streptophyta; Magnoliopsida; Malvales; Malvaceae. The record is from RefSeq and is a predicted model, not a curated record. Bases 1 to 1371 code for a protein of 456 amino acids. The transcript has 4 exons. Gene Ontology annotation, molecular function: protein binding.